AUGGCCACUGCUACUAAAAUUUGGCUGACCCCAGAUAAUGCCGGAGUAUUCGGUACUUCUGGCCUCAGUCAGGCAUCUGCCCGGAAGGUCAGCGAAGUCCUGCAACAUGAUAUGGAAAACCACCAUGUCUACGUGAACGAUAUCGAGUUUCAUAAUCACAUCGUGCAUUUCAUGCUCACCAUCUUCGCACUCGGUGCAUCCCCCGAGACCAUCCAGGAUCAAUACGAGCGGGAGGAUAGACGCCAGAGACCUUGCAUGCCCAGAGAUGAAAAGGUCAUUGCGUCCUUCACAGACAAAACAGAGUUCAUGAAGCAUAUGUACCAGGAAGAACACUAUGCGAACUACCUCGCCUUCUUUCAGCGUGAGAUCGACGCCAAGGGCAUUUCGGACGUACUCAACCAAUAUCUCUUUGCUGGCGAUGAACUUGCAGAAUCCCUUCUGUCGAGAAUGUUCGCUGGCCUUGUUCAUCCAAUUAUCCAUCUAGGCUUUGGAGUUGAGUUCCAGCAGCCGGCUAUCAUCGCCCAAGCGUUGGCUCAGGCCUCUGUCCAUGCAGACUAUCUAGGUCGUCAUUUCUUCACUCCUGCUGAGAAAGCUGCGGGUGGAAUAGGACGGUAUUCAAACAAUACCCUCGUUCAAAUUAUGGAUCGGAUGCGGGCAGAUCGAAAGGUUGCUGCGUCUGUGCAUUAUGAGGAUAGUGACAAAUUCCAGGAGGGGCUUCUAAAGCGGGCUCGGGAUGAGGUUAUCCAACACUGCAGUCAGUGGACGGUAUCAGAAGAUCAGCUUGAGGAUAAAAUGGCCGAGAUGAUCAACACAGCCAUCUACUGGACCGCAACAGCCCAGAACCCCAAAAAACAAAUAAAACUCGACUUCUUCUACAUCCACGCCGUGAAUCUCUCCCUCCUCUUGAAAGCCUUCAUGGACACUUCCUAUCUAUGCACACAAAAUAAAGUCCGCCUCCUCGAAAUGAAAGGCCGAAUGGAUCUCCUCAUCUGGGCUUCUCGCAAUAUGCCUCAGCCACAGAUAGAUGACGUGAACAGUCACCCAAUUCACAUGGGCUGGCCUGAGGUCUUUACCAAGGCAUAUACACACCGCACUGAUGAUGGCCAUCUCGCCAAGUUCGUCCGCGCAGUGGCGCUUGCUGAGGAACUGUGUCAGCCUUAUGAGGGUGAAUCGGAAAAGAGGAGUUUACUCGUGACGGGCGAUAUGUGGCUCAAGAUUGGCAAUAUUGCUAUCGAUGCGGCAGGGAAAAUCCCCAGCGAUAUGUGGGUACGGGGAGCCGGUUUUGAGGAAGCGUGGGCCAAAUUUGGCGAUAGGAAAUAA
Molecule: messenger RNA, 1320 nt
Organism: Aspergillus wentii DTO 134E9
Lineage: Eukaryota; Fungi; Ascomycota; Eurotiomycetes; Eurotiales; Aspergillaceae
Product: questin oxidase family protein
Exons: 4
Coding region: 1-1320 (439 amino acids)
Molecular function (GO): oxidoreductase activity
Source: RefSeq, a predicted model, not a curated record